Suillus clintonianus is the source of this 735-nucleotide messenger RNA. RefSeq lists its product as uncharacterized. The record is from RefSeq and is a predicted model, not a curated record. Gene Ontology annotation, cellular component: membrane. The transcript has 2 exons. Gene Ontology annotation, molecular function: protein C-terminal S-isoprenylcysteine carboxyl O-methyltransferase activity. Gene Ontology annotation, biological process: C-terminal protein methylation. Bases 1 to 735 code for a protein of 244 amino acids. Lineage: Eukaryota; Fungi; Basidiomycota; Agaricomycetes; Boletales; Suillaceae.
AUGGUUGCAACCAAGAUCUGCUUGCUUCUCUGUGCCACUGGAGCGCAGUAUUAUGCAACAAGACGACCAAAUGCCAGACCUACUGCAAAGGAGAUUCUGAAGCCCGCUGGUUUCGAAGUUAUCACCGCCACCCCUUGGAUACCUCUUGUAAUGAAGAGCCUUGCCGGUGUGUGCGUUUUGUCAGAUAUCUUUCUUGCAUACGCAGCGGGAAAGGAAUCCAAUACCAUCUUAAAAUCAAUCACUACCCUCCUAAUCCGCAGUGAUUCAUGUUCUCUCUCGGCCUUGGACCAUUCCAUGUCAUCGCCCGCACUUAUCGCCGGGUCUUGCCUGAGCAUCAUCGGCAGUGCCAUUCGUAUCUACUGCUACUCGACUCUAGGCAGGUUCUUCACUUUCGAACUCAGCAUCCGCCCGGACCAUAAGCUGGUCACGUCUGGCCCUUAUUCCAUCGUUCGACACCCCAGUUACUCCGGCGCAUUAUGUGUUGUUUUGGGCAUCUUGCUCUGUCAUUUCCACACUCGGUCAUGGCUGGUUUCUUGUUCGGGCAUGUUUCCUUCAUCAGGCCAGUGGGUCAAGUUGAUUUUGGGAUGCAUUUGGACGGCUGCGCUUGGUCUUGUUUUUUCUGGGUUUGGGCGACGUAUCGAGAAGGAGGAGGCGAUGAUGCAGGGAAACUUUGGAGACCAGUGGAAAGACUACGUGAAAAGGGUGCCUUACAAACUAGUUCCGUGGUUGUACUAG